ACAAAUCCAAAAGUUUAUUUCCAACGAGUACACAGACCAUGUGGGAUGGGGAUGCGCUACACCACGACUGGCUUUCGCCUACAGCCACCCCCUCCCCAAAAUCCUGCUGCUGGCAGGGUGACAACCCAUGGACAGAAUUGCCACCAGCAACCUUUGCAGACAAUAAAAGUCCUUUUUUCAGUACUCCAGAUAUUUUUUUUUUUCUUUAAAAGCCUGGGGGUAGUGGAAUGUCGUUUGAGGCCAGGCUGGAAAUCCAGCAUGGGGAUGGAGGGAUGGGUGGGAUUUUUGUUGUGAGGAGGGGAAACAACCUUGGCAGGAGAUCUCUGCUUGGCUAACAAAGGCAGAUCUGUGUAAAUAGAAAUACUGGGGUGAAAUACCUGGCAGCACACCAAUGGCAACACUACAACCAACAGAAAAAUCAAGCCCAGCAACAUAAAACACCUUCAAUGAAUAGUCUGGGUUAAUUCAAAAUCUCCCCCUCCCCGCUCCCCCAUAUUCAUGCAGGUUUAUUUUGUCCUCUAAGGUAUUAAGAAUUCGAGUUGUAAAAUAGGCAAGUCGUUAAAAAAAUUAUUACAAACCACUUUUGUGACAAUGUUUGAGAAAGGGUGGGGUGGGAGCCCCGGGUCAGACCGGCUGCACUUCACUCUCUGUGACAAUAAAUCAGAUUAAGAAGAAAAGACAAAACUCAGGGUGGGGUUUUUACAUCUCUGCCUGGUAACACCAAGAGUGAAACCAGCUGCAGAGCAAACCACCCUUCAUCCACCCUUCAUCCAAAAGCUACGGGAGCUGUAGUAAAAAGAUCAAAAUUGGGGGAAUUAGGGGGGGCUGCGACCAUCUAGGUUACUUGUGGCUUACAAACAUUCCCAGGUGCCAAAAGUUUGGAGUCCAGUGUGAGAAGAACUGGCCUUCUCUGUAGAAGAACUAGAAAAAGAGUAUGAAAAGGUAGAAAAACCAAAAAGCACUUCUUUUUAUGGGCUAGAAAGAGUUACCAAAAGGUACCUAAAGACUUUUCCCCUCCCAGAUCCACAGGAAUUUUUAAAAGCUCUCACACCUGAUUCAGAACUGCUUCAGCAGGGUCACCACAGACCCCUAAAAACCCCUUUGUGACCCCCAGCUCAUUUUGUACAUAAAUCCCCACAUAAUGAUUCCCAAAGUGAUGGUUCCUAAUGUGAUGGUUCCCAAAGGGAUGGCUCCCAAAGGGAUGGCUCCAAAAGGGAUGAUUCCCAAAGGGAUGGUUCCCGAAGGGAUGGUACCCAAAGGGAUGGUUCCCAAAGGGAUGGUUCCCAAAGGGAUGGUUCCCAAAGGGAUGAUUCCCAAGGUGAUGGUUCCCAAAGGGAUGGUUCCCAAAGGGAUGGCUCCCAAAGGGAUGGCUCCAAAAGGGAUGAUUCCCAAAGGGAUGGUUCCCAAAGGGAUGAUUCCCAAAGGGAUGGUUCCCAAAGGGAUGGUUCCCAAGGUGAUGGUUCCCAAAGGGAUGAUUCCCAAAGGGAUGGUUCCCAAAGGGAUGGUACCCAAAGGGAUGGUACCCAAAGGGAUGGUACCCAAAGGGAUGGUUCCCAAAGGGAUGAUUCCCAAAGUGAUGAUUCCCAAAGGGAUGAUUCCCAAAGGGAUGAUUCCCAAAGGGAUGGUACCCAAAGGGAUGGUUCCCAAGGUGAUGGUUCCCAAAGGGAUGGCUCCCAAAGGGAUGGUUCCCAAGGUGAUGGUUCCCAAAGGGAUGAUUCCCAAAGGGAUGGUUCCCAAAGGGAUGGUUCCCAAAGGGAUGGUUCCCAAAGGGAUGAUUCCCAAGGUGAUGGCUCCCAAAGGGAUGGUUCCCAAGGUGAUGGCUCCCAAAGGGAUGGUACCCAAAGGGAUGGUUCCCAAAGGGAUGGUUCCCAAAGGGAUGGUUCCCAAAGUGAUGGUUCCCAAAGGGAUGAUUCCCAAGGUGAUGGCUCCCAAAGGGAUGGUACCCAAAGGGAUGGUUCCCAAAGGGAUGAUUCCCAAGGUGAUGGCUCCCAAAGGGAUGGUUCCCAAAGGGACGGUACCCAAAGGGAUGAUUCCCAAGGUGAUGGCUCCCAAAGGGAUGGUUCCCAAAGGGAUGGUUCCCAAAGUGAUGGUUCCCAAAGGGAUGGUUCCCAAAGGGAUGGUUCCCAAAGUUUCCCAAAGGACAGAUGAGCAGGGGAAAGCCAGGAGGUGUUUAGCAGCAGAAAGGAGAGACAAGCCACAUCCACAGAAGCAUGGGCCUGAGGAGGAGCCCAGAAAGGUGGCGUGUGUCCCCCGAGAGCUGGGAGCAGAUGAAGCAGACCUGGGAAUCACUGCCCAGCCUGGCAGGAGCCCAGGCUGUGUGUAAACAGGGAAUCAGGCACCUCUGGGAAGGGGCAGCCCCACAGCUCCCGGGGCUGCUCCUCUGGCCCUUCCCAACGUGGGGAGGGGACAGCGGGAAUGGGAGGGGAGGUGGGGGAAGGAAGGGGCAGGAACAUCCCAAUGUAGGGCAGCAUCUUGUGGAGAAGCAUCCCAUGGUGGAGCAGCAUCACAUGGUGGAGCAGCAUCCUAUGGUGGAGCAGCAUCCCACCAUGGAGCAGCAUUCCAUGGAGGAGCAACAUUCCAUGGAGGAGCAGCAUCCCACCAUGGAGAAGCAGUCCAUGGAGGAGCAACAUUCCAUGGUGGAGCAGCAUCCCAUGGAGGAGCAGCAUCCCACCAUGAAGCAGAAUCCCAUUUUGGAGCAGCAUUCCACUGUGGGGCUGUAUCCCACCAUGGAGGAGGUGGCAUCCCAUUCUGGAGUAGCAUUCCACCACGGAGCAGAAUCCCACCAUGGAGCAGCAGUCCCUGGAGAAGCAGCAUCCCAUUUUGGAGUAGCACUCCACCAUGGGGCUGUAUCCCACCAAGGAGCAGCAUUCCAUGGAGGAGCAGCAACCCACCACGGAGCAGAAUCCCACCCUGAAGCAGCAUCCCACCACUGAGCAGCAUCCCAGCAACAUUCCAGACCAGCCCCAAGGGAAGGAAGUGCUACCAGGAACUGGGAAAAGAGCAGGACCAAGCGAGGAGAGCAGAGGCACAGAGGUGUAGGAGGAAGGAAAGACCCAGAAAGAAGCGGUCGACUUUGAUUUUCGGAUUUCUGGCUCGCCCUGCACCCGGGCUGGCACCUGCCCUGUGGCAGGAGGCAUUUCAGGCACGUCUAAGGCAUCUCAGGAGCUCUCUUUGCUUUCAGAAUCGCCUCUGUUCCCUCCCUACGGCUUCUUCCACCAGCACGUGGUGCCAAACGCUGGAAAAGAAAAGUCUGGAGCGGAUGAACGGAAUUAAACUCUCAUGCACUACCACUGAAUGUCAUCACAGGGCUAGGAAGCACCAAGCACAACACAGGAACCACUUUUACUUGCAGAACCAAAGCUAACCAUAGAGAGAAUGGUAAAAAGUGGGGUUUGCUGGGGACACAGAGCUGCUGGUGUUCCCUGGACCCACCCCUGCUACGCUACGGCCAGAAAUGAAAAAGCACAAGACCAAACAUUGAGUAACAGCACAGCCACCUAACCUGUCUGCUAUAUAUCUGACAACUUAAAUCAAAAAUAUUAGCUUGGAAAGAAACCAGCAAUAUCAUUCCAAGAAGGUUAUACACAUCCUUAGCAGUUAACUUUGCUCAGCACAGCUCUGGUGCUUUAAAUAUGGAACAAUUGAACAAUUUUGUGAGCAGAAAAGUGACACAGAUUUAUUCUUUACAUGGGUUUUUUUUUUUGUUUGUUUUUCUCUUUCUAGGCAACUCUACAGACUUCAGAUCUUUUGCCUUGCAAUGCAGAUCAUCUGAUUCCCCCAAAGGUGGCCAGGUUCUUUAAACAUGCACAUCUCUGUAGCUUCCAGGCCGUGUUUUUUACUUAUUUUUGUUUAAAUUCUGCGGACCAGCAGGUCGUCCCCAUUCCUAAAAACUCUACAUCAGUGUUCAGGGUGGCCUGAGUGCCCGUCAGGCUCCUCCUGGGUUUACAGGAUCACACAGAAGAACUUCUUCUCUCUAAAGGGGUUUUCUGAGGCCGGGACGGGGGUCAAGAGAGGGUCCUCCUUGGCGUGGGCUUCACAGUACGCCAUCAGGUCUGCUGCUGCUUUGGACACCU
Messenger RNA from Melospiza georgiana, 4073 nucleotides. Its product is annotated as periaxin-like. The record is from RefSeq and is a predicted model, not a curated record. The transcript has 2 exons. Lineage: Eukaryota; Metazoa; Chordata; Aves; Passeriformes; Passerellidae. Bases 1142 to 2323 code for a protein of 393 amino acids.